CAAACAUCGAAACGAAAUUUUUGAAAAAGGAAAGCGAUUUGCCCGCGAUCCCGCUUGUCCCCUGAUUGGCGGGCUCUAUAUAUACAGGAACUCUGCGGUGUUCUCUCUCUCUCUCUCUCUCUUCGAUAUGAUCGAUCGAUCAAUGUCAGAGUCCUCCUGUCCUCUGGGGUGGCCGAUUUCAUUGGUGAUUGUUAUUGGUUCAUUCCGAGUCGUCUAGCAUGCUAAGCAUGACUAAAUCUUUGGUUCAACCUGAAGCUUGUGACAGUUCAGAACAUGAAGUUGAAACGUUUAGGCCUUCAAAAAGAGCCAAUGUAAUACAUGAUAUUACUAAUCUUUCUCUAAAUAGCAAUUUUACACGAUCCAAGAGAUAUAAAUCUGAAUAUGAUAAACCUUCAGAAAAUGUUGGUAAUCUCAUAUCUAAGGGUUUGUUUGAAGCCAAACACAAUUAUUCUGGAAACGAUGAAGUUGCAUGUAGGGCUUGGGACUUGCAUAGCCAAAUUUAUCCAGGCAUAAAGACCAAGCUGAGAAGCAAAGAUAUAGUUGGCAUUACAUUGAAAGGCUCGGAUGAUAGAGAACCUAGCAAAUCUUCUGCAAGUGGUAAUGAAGACACUCGGUACAUUCCCCAAUACUUUGAAGGAAAAAAGGUAGUUUCUUUGCCAAUCUUUCUUCGCGAGCAAACUGAUGCUGCCACCCUUAAUUCUCAAAGCUCUCCUCAAAGGGAGAGGAAUUUGUUGGACAGCGAUAAAGAAAACACUCCUGUGUUUGCUGAAAUCAACAGGCAGCCCCUGUCUGGGGGCAGCCGGUUAUCUGCAAUUAAUAGAGUUACUUCCGCAGCCUUUGCAUUUCCUGAUAUAAGCAAAGGAAGUGUGGGAAUUUCUUCUGCAAGCAAGAUUAGUUCAGGCAUUCAGGAAACAUUUGUUAAGGGAAGUGAGGAGGUUCAUGCUGCAAAUGGGGAUUCAUGUGUUGAAUCAAGUGAUGCAAGUGCAAUGAGAAAAGCUGCUGAUGUGUCUGGAACAAUCUUGAAUGAAUCUGGUUUUCAAGAGGAUAUGGGCUGCAGCUCUCAAGUUAGAAGUUCUUGGACAGAAGUCAGUGGGCAUGAUAGGUUCCAUAUGGAUAAAUCUGAUACAGCACAAAACUGCUCUUGUUCCUUCUGCUGUAAAGCUGCUUACAUAUGGUCAGAUCUUAAUUAUCAUGAUGUCAGAGGCCGUUUGUCAGUUUUGAAAAAGAGCAUUGGAAAUGUUGCAUCAUUAUUAGGAGGGAACUUUUUCAAUGAUCUUGCUAGAGCCUGUCAUAAGCAGACCUAUGUGUGCAGUACUAGUCAAGAGCCUGGUAAGAGAACUUUGGAGUCCCAUCUUAUGCACCAGUGGAGGUCUCUUUUCCUUCAGACAGAGAAAUCUCUUAGCUCUGAAAUCAUGCAGCUGCAAUCCAAUCUUCAGAAACUGAAGGGACUUAGGGAGAAUUGCAAGAAGGAUUUGGAAGUCAUUCACAAUCUUUGUCCAAAUGGCUUACUGGAGGAACCUUCGUGAUCCUGUUAUUACUAGUACGAAUGCAUCUCCAUUUGCUUUAGGGAUGUUUGGAGGUCAUUCACAAUGGAUUUGCAAGUUGCAUCAUGCUGAUUUUUUGUAUUCUUUUCUUGUUUCUAAACUGAUCACCAGCUCUCUCCUCAUAUGGUCUAAAGUGCUUACAUUUCUGCUACUAGAUUUUUCUUCCAUUGUUAGGAAGGUCUGCACUUCUGGGGUGCUUGUAGAUUUCUUUAUUCGUCUGUACUCUUUUCAAUGACCAGUUGCUGCUUUCUUGCAACUGCAACAGCUCUUGCAGGUAAUCACAAAAGAAUGUGGGAUUGUGCAGAGGAUACACCAAAUGCUUCAUAUUUGACUAUCUUUGUCUUCUUUCUUUGAGGACAUAUAUAUCGGACUGUAUAGCAGAACUAAUUCUCUAGAUUGUCUAGUGGAGCUGAUUUGAGCUGAUGUCACUGUGAACAUGUUAUUACAAUACGAAUGCUGAUGGUCCAAUUUGGCAGCCCUGUGUAGAGUUCUAGUUCAAA
This is a messenger RNA of Nymphaea colorata (pocket water lily), 2044 nucleotides long. RefSeq lists its product as uncharacterized. The record is from RefSeq and is a predicted model, not a curated record. NCBI's taxonomy places the organism in Eukaryota, Viridiplantae, Streptophyta, Magnoliopsida, Nymphaeales, Nymphaeaceae. The transcript is spliced from 5 exons. The coding region runs from base 219 to 1526 and encodes 435 amino acids.